CGCAGAUGGCUAGCCCCAUAUUUGUUAGCGCAGCUAUGGCCCAUCUCCGAAGACGCUGGAAGUUCAAUGACUCUGCGAUUCAACCUCACCUCAACUUUCACAGCCAAAAAAUCCGUACCCUCGUCUCACUCACUCGCUGUCUCAUCCACAAAACCCUUGCUCAUCGAUACGACGACCCCGGCAAACCCUGCAAUGACCGACGCCCAACCAGAGAUGAAGAUUGAUCCCUCGAGAGCAAAGGCUCUGGUUUCGCAGCUUCAGUCUGUCCAGGAGCGCGUGACCGCCGUCGCUGCGGGGCGAAAUGUUCGGUUAGUGGCAGUCUCAAAGCUGAAGCCAGCCAACGAUAUCCUGGCGUUGCACCAACAGACCACGCCGCCGCAGGUGCAUUUCGGCGAGAACUACGCACAGGAGCUGGGCCAGAAGGCGGAGAUGCUACCCAGGAGUAUUCAGUGGCACUUUAUCGGUGGUUUGCAGUCAACACAUGCAAAGAAGCUGGCCAAGAUCCCAAAUCUCUUCUGCGUCUCCAGUGUAGAUACCCUUAAGAAGGUCCAGCUCCUCAACGCCUCGCGCGCGGAGCUCAUCUCCUCGUCAUCAGGCGACAGCAGCAACCCCGUGGAGCCGCUCGGCGUGCACGUGCAGGUCAACACCUCGGGCGAGGAGUCCAAGUCCGGCGCCGAGCCGGGCCCGGAUACGGUCGCGCUCUGCCGCGCCGUUGAGGAGGAGUCGCCCGCGCUCAAGCUGCUCGGCCUGAUGACCAUUGGCGCCAUCGCGCGGAGCAAGGCGACGACGCCCGAAAACGAGAACGAGGACUUUGUGUGCCUCAAGGAGCAGCGGGAUCUGGUUGUCAAGGAGCUGGGCUUGCAGAGGGAGCUGGAGCUGAGUAUGGGUAUGAGCGAGGACUUUGAAGGCGCGGUGAAGCUGGGUAGUGGGGAGGUUCGGGUGGGAAGUACGAUUUUUGGGGAGAGGGGCCCGAAGAGUGAGGCUAAGAUUUUGGUCUAGUGGAGUUGGUGUGAUGAGUUUUGGAUGUCGAAUGACUCUUGGAUGAGGUCGGAUGAAUGUGAUGGAGAAAGUUGAUACACACUGGCUGUGGGGAAGCGAGGUGAGUUCUAGGCCAGGAAAGAUGCGGUCUACAACCUGCCCCGAAGUAGUGUUCACACGUAUUGAUGACAAUCAUAGAUAUCCAGACCAAGUCACUAGUGCUAUUGCAUUCAUCCGCCCCCUUUCUCCUAGUUCUACGACGCCUCAGUUGGUGAUGCAACGAGCUAUAGUUUAUGUGAACCAUUCUCUCCAAGAGAGGCGCAUAACUCCAUAAGUCUGCUUCAAGUAGUAGCUGACUUGGAGAGAGGAGAUAGAUGUAGGCGGUUUGCACCAUCUCCAUUCUUACUCGUCCUCAAGCUUUCGGAGUACGCGGCCUCAUUUUGUAUAUGACUCUGGAAUUGUUCUUGCCUUCCACUCUCGCUCUUGAUCGCUUCUCAUUACUGCGAACGGUUUUCCUAAAUAUUUCUCCCCUCUCAUUCACGCAAGUUCUUCAGUGCCAU
Colletotrichum scovillei is the source of this 1538-nucleotide messenger RNA. Its product is annotated as YggS family pyridoxal phosphate enzyme. Bases 67 to 999 code for a protein of 310 amino acids. The transcript has 3 exons. Gene Ontology annotation, molecular function: pyridoxal phosphate binding. Gene Ontology annotation, cellular component: intracellular anatomical structure. The record is from RefSeq and is a predicted model, not a curated record. NCBI's taxonomy places the organism in Eukaryota, Fungi, Ascomycota, Sordariomycetes, Glomerellales, Glomerellaceae.